Messenger RNA from Cyphellophora europaea CBS 101466, 1698 nucleotides. RefSeq lists its product as uncharacterized. Gene Ontology annotation, molecular function: protein binding. Lineage: Eukaryota; Fungi; Ascomycota; Eurotiomycetes; Chaetothyriales; Cyphellophoraceae. The transcript has a single exon. The record is from RefSeq and is a predicted model, not a curated record. Bases 1 to 1698 code for a protein of 565 amino acids.
AUGAAAAGUGCGCUCCGUCGAGCAAGCACGCAGCCCGAAGCUGGCGAAGCAUCACAUCCAGAUACCGUGGGAGCCAAGCACACUUCAACGACGCCUCUCGAUGGCCUUCGCCGUCCUAGCCUUGCGAAUAUCUCUCGUCGUCUGGGCCGAUCCAAGAAGUCACAGCCAACCAGCACGCCUCCCUCCACUGACGAUAACCAUCUCGGCACCCUCUUCAUCUCCCUCCCUAACGAGCUCCACGCCCUUGUCCUCACCUUUCUAGACCCAACCGAUAUCCUCUCGCUUCGCCUGACUUCUCACGCGACCUUCUCCAUUCUGAACCACUGCGCGUCCACCCUUCUGAACACGCAUUUUCCACAGUGCCUCACGCAUGUGAGAGUAUCUCACGUCCUCUCCCUCCAUCCACCUUCCCUACCGAACACCUCAUUAAAUCACCACCUCGUCCUCCUCAGGCGCAACGCUCUUGUCACCCAAACCACCAACCUCCUCAACGCCUUCAUGCAAAUGAAGAUCUACAUGCUUCCGCCCUCGCGCCAACAUCCCGAGCGCAUCACCGUUCUCGGCACUGCCCGCACUGCUCUCCUGACGCAGCACCUCCAUCCAGCCCUCUGGACCGCUGACCACUACCUCUCCGCAUACCGUAAUCUCCUCCUACAUACCCACCCGAGCCACACCUCCCGCGAACGUUCCCGUUUCUGGCGCUGCGUACCGUGUGGCCAGACUCUGACCGAAACGGUCGCGGGCUAUGCCCCUGAGUCACUCUUACCCGCCUACCAGGCGAUGCGCCUGCUCGGCAUCCACCUGAAAGCGAGCUCGCGCGCGCCGACGUACGCGGGCACUAUCGAGCGCGCGCUGCGACGAUGGACCCGGCGACCGGCAGCGGAGGAGGAGCUUGCGAUCGUGAUGUUACUGGGCGGCCUUGAUGUGAUGCGCCGCGUAACGAUGCUGCGAGGAACCUACAACUCCCGGCUGGAGAUUGUACGGGGCUUUCUGGAGGAGGUAGAGGAAGCGGUGGAGGCACGCAAGCUACAGCAGCAGCAGGGAAAGGACCAGCGUGAGAAGUCGCGGGUUGGGCGCAUGGUCGUUGGGAAACGGGGGAUUGAGCGCGUUGAGCUCCUUGAGGACGCUACUGCAGACAGGUCGACCGAGAGAGUAGGCGCGCCGGACGGCUUGCCCCUCGAUCACAAGGGUAAAGGGGUAGAUGCUAGACCUCAGGCCAACGACACGUCCUCUGCGCCACCAGAAACCUCACGAUCGAUCUCGGGAGAUGACGACCCAAUAGCCGCCCUGGCCCUCCCACACCACCUCCUGACAGAAGGCGUCCUGGACCAGAUCCCACUUCUCGAAGACAUCCUCCUGCCCGAACUCCGACGUCGCAUCGAGGCAGAAGGCUUAGUGGACCACCUCCCCGAGGAGGAUCGCGAGGAGGAGCUCGAGACGCCGUUCCACUGGGUACGGCGAGUCAUCUGUGGGGAAGAGGAGGGGCUCAAGAAUGAAAAUCAGAGCACACAGCAGGACGAGGAGGAGCCCGCCCAUGAUGCUGGUAUAGGUGUUUGGGAUGCGGCCGCAACGCAGGCUGCGCAGGCGCCGCAACAGCCGACGCCGCCUCAGCAGGGUGGGCGGCGAGGCAGCGGCAGUCCAGCGAUGUUUGGCUCGAUGAGCCGACAUAUGCUUGUUUCGCUGGGGAGGGAUGAUUGA